This is a messenger RNA of Histoplasma mississippiense, 399 nucleotides long. RefSeq lists its product as hypothetical. The transcript is spliced from 5 exons. Gene Ontology annotation, cellular component: Golgi membrane. The coding region runs from base 1 to 399 and encodes 132 amino acids. The record is from RefSeq and is a predicted model, not a curated record. NCBI's taxonomy places the organism in Eukaryota, Fungi, Ascomycota, Eurotiomycetes, Onygenales, Ajellomycetaceae. Gene Ontology annotation, biological process: vesicle-mediated transport.
AUGGACUUCUCCAAUAUCUUUCGCUUGGUCAACCUGACCGUCGGGGCUAUCAUGGUCCUGGGCGGUAUCAGCCAGUUUUUCCCGCCAACCAUAAGCAGUGUUGUUGUCGGUGUAUAUGUGAUUCUGUUCGGUUUGGCCGUUGCUGCCCUUGAAUUCGUCCCACAACCGCCAUCUAAUCUCUCGCGUUACGCAUCCUUCCUCUUCUCCUUCCUCGGCCGGGGUAUCUUUUACAUAUUCGUCGGCUGCAUACUCCUCGAGGGAAAAGUCCUACGCAUCAUUGCCGGCACCAUUGUUGGCGUUGUCGGUCUCGGAUACGUUGCCUUGGAAUUCGUGCCGUCGAUAGAACCGCCGGCCACCAUGCGCGAGGCGGAUAGCACGUGGGGAUCUGAACAGGUUUAA